AUGUCAAAUAAAGCCCAAAUACUCAUUAAAAUCAUUCCACCAUCACGAGCUAAGACCCAUCCAUAUGAACACGUACGCCACCAAGGAAAAUAAAUCAACUUAUGUAAAAAAUCACGACAAAAAUCGAGAUCAUUCUCGUCGAAGUCUAAGACGGACCAAAAACAAUGGCAAAGACAAGUGAACAGAAAAAGCAAAUGAAAUAUGAAAUAAGCAGCGCCGUGCUUCAAGUGCCAGAAUACAGAUAUAUAAGCGCAAAUUAAAACAAAACAUGCCACUUGAUUGCACCAAAACGAAAAUCUAAAGACAAAAUGCGUGAUUAAAGAAAUAUUUGAGACUUAAUUACAUUAUCAUCAUCUACGCAAGAACGUCAAUUUUAAAGCGAAUCUCAUGUAUUUAUAUUUAGCUAUAACCAAAAAGACUUGUGACCAUAUAUAUAUACUCAUGUUGCAUGCCGGUACGAGAAAGAAAUAAUAACAUUCAGCAUAAUAUCACUCACCCCGAGCCGUUGUUCUUCCAUAUCCAUCUAAUGAUAACAAGAAAACAACUAAUAGCAAUUCGUAAACAACACGAUCGAUACUCUUUGAAUAUGUUUGCAGUCACUUCGUUUGAUAAUUCCAUUGUAUAACAGUGACAAAAACACAUUGACCGC
Messenger RNA from Adineta ricciae, 649 nucleotides. NCBI's taxonomy places the organism in Eukaryota, Metazoa, Rotifera, Eurotatoria, Adinetida, Adinetidae. The record is from the annotation of a GenBank genome assembly.